AUGCCGCCAAAGUCACGUGCUAAGAAGGCCAACGCCAAGGUUGCUGCUCGUAAGCAGCCGUUCAGUGCACCUGUCACGCCAAGGAGGGCUGAUGGAGCUCUAAGCAACGACAAUGCUGCUGAUACGCCGAUAACGGGCCCUGUUCAUGUGGAUCGCCCAGAGUCUUCGUCAAUAGCCGCUGCCAGGCUGUCUGCACUGAAAGGGAAGGGACACGCGGAAGAAACAGUCAACAAACAAGAGAGUCUUCGUAAGCCGGAGAUGCCUGAGUCAAUGUCGCCGGGUGCUGAGGCUGACAUGGAGUUCCCUGAAGAGGAAGAAGACGUAGACGCUGAUGGAUCUGGUUAUCUCAGUGACGACUCGGAUGAAGGAGCUGACCCUGUCAUGGCUGGUCUUGUUGCUGCGCAUAUCUGUUAUACGCUAACCUUGCUGAUCCCAGAUAAGCACAUUGAGGAGGUUCCUCGUACCAUGGAAUCGGUCAUGGCGCACCUGGUCCACUGGAAGAAGGAACUCUCUGCUGAUGCGCCUGCAACAAAGAAGUUUCAGAAACUCCAGCCGACUUACCUGUCGAAGGAGCGCUUUGUUCGUGUUCAAGUCACCUUCGUCCAUGAGAAGGAUGCUGCUUUUGUCUGGAAGCGUGCUGUUGCUCAUGACUGCCUUAACGGUACCUCCCUGAAGUUGACAUGGCAGUUUCCAGAGAAUGCGGAUUAUGUGCGCGCUCGCUCCCUCCACCCGAACGCCUUUGAAGUGGUGCUGAAGGGGGUCCCGGCAGAGCUGACUCCGGAGCGAAUCCGCAAGUUCCUGGUGAUGGUGUGGUUGGUGAAGAGGGGGAAGACACCGAUUAAGGAAGGUUAUGGUUUCCACCGCGUGCAAGAUCCGGUGUCAGGGAUGGACACAGACAAGAUUCGUGGCCUUCUCAUCCAGCACGAAAACGAUCUCUACCGCUGGCGUCACUUCAUCGUUGACCCUGCUAUGAAUGGGAAGAAGCUGCUGCUGCACUUCCCCUCGCUCAACUGUGACUACUGCAACGGCCAUCACAUGACACGCUACCACGACGACUACGUCACUGACCGUCAGGCCAACAUUAUUAAGGCAGAAGCAGCUGCAGUAGUGGACCCAGGUGGUGCAGCAGGCGGGGUUGCGGUGCUAAGAGAUCUCAACAUUGUGGCCGACCCCAUCAUGGACAAGACGUCGAGGCAAGGCUCGGAUGCGGAAAACAGGAGGCUCCUGCACAUAUGCUCUAAGUGGGACUUACGUGAUGUUUUCCGGACGCUGUACCCAUCGCGACUGGAAUACACCUUCUUAGCAAGGCCAACGUUGUCAAGCUCCCGCAUAGAUCGCGCUCUGGCAUCGACCUCCAUGCUUCCGCUGGUAGCUGAUGCUUAUCACUCGGCAUCGCCGCCGGACGUCACGGACCACUGGUUUGGCAUCACCACAGUACUGACCGCGCAGACAGGAGAGGCGCAGGGCCCGGGGCUAUGGAGGAUGCAUGCGGAUCAGACGAAACACCCAGGGGUACGGAACACCAUCCGGCAGGUGCUGUCGGAGCAAGGUGGGACCGGCAAGCCAGACCUGCACUCCACACUCGCAGGGCUGCAGGCCAGCCUCAAAGCUCACGCAAGGGAGGAAAGAAAGAGGAUUGGAAAGACAAUAGCACAUUUGGAGGAUAGGGUGGCAGCACUGCGACAAAAGUUUAUGGCGGACUCGAGUCAAGGAGGGAAAUAUGCGGAGCUGACCAAGUACGAGGCACAACUCAAGGCGUACCGCGAUAGCCAGCGGAGGCGGAAGCAAACAAUGGCAGGGAUUGGUGCGGAGAUGAACGGCGAAAUCGCGAACAAAUUCCUAACUCAGAGGAUUGCUUCGCGAAAGGCGAAAACGGCGAUCAAGGAGAUUGUACAUGACGGCAAAAAAUACGAAGGGGAGAGGGAGGUCUUGACAGCGGCAUCCGACUUCUACGCCAAACUUUUUGGAGCAAAACAGCAGGUGGCGGAGUUGGAAGAGUGGCCGAUGGACCCAAUGAAAACACUGAGCGCGGAAGCAAGGCAGGAGCAGGAGGAGAAGGAGGUUAGACGGGCGAUGCGAGAACUGCCAAGGGGGAAAGCGCCAGGGGCAGACGGCCUGCCGAAGGAACUGCUUGAAGACAACUGGGACCUGCUGGGGGAGUCGGUAAUGGAGUUCAUGAGAGGCUUUGAAAAAACAGCGGAGCUGCCAAGGAGCGCGUCAACGGCAGUGACAAUCCUGUUGCACAAAAAAGGGGAGAGGACGGAUCUGGGGAAUUACAGGCCCAUCACCCUGCUAAAUGCGACGUACAAGAUCGCGGCGAAACUGCUUGCGAACAGGAUGAAGGGGGUGCUAUCUCUGGUCAUCUCGGAGAAUCAAUUCGGCUUCGUCUCGGGCAGGCGGUUGGCGGAUGCUGUUAAAGUAGUAGCGGACACUAUUGACGCAGCAGUGACAGGAAAAGAGGACUGGUACUUACUGCUUGUAGACUUUCAAAAAGCCUACGAUUCGGUGUUGCGAGCCUUCAUGUUUCGCACCCUGGAGCGUAUGGGCUUUCCGAAGGCCUUUGUGGAAUGGACCAAGGGACUGCAUGACCACGCGGCGACGCAACUGCUGGUCAAUGGAUGGCUGGGUGAGCGGGUGGAGGUUGAGUCGGGAGUGCGGCAAGGAUGCCCACUCGCACCGUAUCUCUUCAUCUGCGCAGCAGAGCCGCUAAGUCAGGAAGCGGAACGACGGAGACUAGGAUUACGAAAGAGGGGGAAAGGUGGCUUGGCAUACCUUGGGUAUGCGGACGACACAACGCUCCUGCUCCGUGGGAAGGAGCAGCUCAAGAAGGCGCAGAGCCUCUUGGAGGACUUCAGUGACAGAUCCGGAUUGCACGUUAACCGAGGGAAAUCCACGGUGAUGCCACUGGGUAGGAACAGGAUGGGCAAGCCACCUGCAGAUGUGCACUACAACUGGGCGGAGAGGGGGACACCAGAGAGAUUACUCGGCAUCUGGAUAACAACAGAUGGGAGAGCGGAGCCUACUUGGGAAAAAGCCCUGGUCAGGGUGAACGUCAUACUUACCAAUUGGGAGAAACUUCACGUUACAACGACGGCGAGGGUGACGGUGCUGAACACCUAUGUGAUGCCAGUGGUGCUUUUCCAAGCACAGGUGUAUCAGCCGCCGAAGCAGAUAUGGAAAAAGAUACUGAAGCUGUGCCGCAACUUUAUCUCGAAGGGAUGUGCAGACGAGGAGAAACACUUCAUCCUUUGGAGUGAACUGCUCGCGCACAUGGGGAGAAAGGAGGGAGGUUUGGGGGUUAUUAGCCCAACGGAGAGGGUGAGCAGCCAAGCGCUGUGGAAUCUGGGAGCGGCGUUGUUAGAAGGGAACCCGAUGAAACAGUGGCUGCAAGGCAGAGCGGCAAAUAUGCCACUGGGCUGGGCGACAUUGCUGGCACACAAGGCAAUACUAGCGGAAUGGACGUGUGGGAGCGGGCGCUGGAAAUCACUUACACCACUCGUGUGGGACAAGCAGCUGCCGGAGCUGCCGGAACCUGCAAACCGCUGGGAGAUGGCGCGGGAGCAGCUCUGGUUCAGCCGCUGGAUACACUACCAGGGGAACAGCCCUUUUGGCAGGCAGAAAGGCUCAGAAUGCCUGAGGGGGUUGACGGUGGGGGACCUGCUUCAGGAAAGCUACGCGGGGGAGUGGAGUGUCAAAGACAUUUGGACGCUGACAAAGCAAACUGGGAGGUCGGCCACUGCGAGAUGGGCACUCAGGGCCUGGGAAGCAGUACCGGACAAUUGGAAAGCGAAACUUCUGGAGAGAAUCUAG
Messenger RNA from Closterium sp. NIES-65, 3810 nucleotides. NCBI's taxonomy places the organism in Eukaryota, Viridiplantae, Streptophyta, Zygnematophyceae, Desmidiales, Closteriaceae. The record is from the annotation of a GenBank genome assembly.